This is a messenger RNA of Nicotiana tabacum (common tobacco), 2146 nucleotides long. Its product is annotated as DELLA protein GAI1-like. NCBI's taxonomy places the organism in Eukaryota, Viridiplantae, Streptophyta, Magnoliopsida, Solanales, Solanaceae. The record is from RefSeq and is a predicted model, not a curated record.
UCUCUCUCUCUCUCCUAAAAACCUCAUUCUUAUCUCUGAAAAAAAGAAAAAGAAAAAAAGAAACCACACCAUAAGUCCAUAAUCAUAUACAUGUAGCUGAAAUCCCAUCAAUUUCUGAGUCCACAGAAUUCAGCUAUUUCCCUUAGCUCAAAAGAUAAAAGAAAAGAAAAAAAAUGAAGAGAGACCAAACGAUGCCGUAUGAGCAACUGGAAGAUUCAUUUUCAGGUGGUUGUAGCUCCGCCGCCGGUUGUUCCGAAAAAGGAAAUAUGUGGGAGGAAGAUGGAGGAGUUGAUGAUGAGCUGCUUGCUGUUUUGGGUUACAAAGUGAAGGCAUCAGACAUGGCUGAAGUAGCUCAGAAACUUGAACAGCUUGAGAAAGUUAUGGGUAGUGUUGAACAAGAUAAUCUUUCAUUUCUUGCUUCUGAAACUGUUCAUUAUAACCCUUCAGAUCUCUCAUCUUGGCUUGAAUCUAUGAUCUCUGAACUCAAUCCGCAAGACCCUUUUUCCAAUUCCUUCACAACUCAAACAACAAAUCAAGUUUAUGAGGAUUCCUCCUCCUUCGAUUCAGAUCUAACAGCUAUUCCAGGUAAAGCCGUUUUUCCCCAAAUUGAAUAUUCAACUCAUGAGCCGCAGCAGCCACAGAGCAAACGAUUCAAACCCACUACAACAACUGAGUUAUCGUCGUCAAUUUCCACACGGCCGGCUGAGUCAACUCGGCCGGUGGUGCUUGUUGACUCGCAAGACAACGGCGUUCGGCUCGUCCACACAUUAAUGGCAUGUGCAGAAGCAAUUCAACAGGAGAAGAUGAAAUUAGCUGAAGCUCUGUUGAAGCAAAUUGGAUUCUUAGCUGUAUCACAAGCUGGGGCAAUGGGAAAAGUCGCGACGUAUUUCGCUGAAGCUCUGGCAAGGAAAGUUUACAGAUUGUACCCUUCAAACCCUAAUGAUCCUGCCUUUACCGACCUUCUACAGAUGCACUUUUACGAGACUUGCCCUUACCUUAAAUUCGCUCAUUUCACUGCAAAUCAAGCGAUUCUUGAAGCUUUUGCUAACAAGAACAAAGUCCAUGUGAUUGAUUUCAGUAUGAAACAAGGUAUGCAAUGGCCUGCUCUGUUACAAGCCUUAGCGUUAAGGCCAGGUGGUGCACCGACUUUCAGAUUAACUGGAAUUGGUCCGCCAUCCCAAGAUAACACAGACCAUUUGCAACAAAUUGGUUGGAAAUUAGCUCAAUUGGCAGAAUCAAUCAAUGUUGAAUUCGAGUUUAGGGGAUUUGUUGCCAACUCUUUAGCUGAUCUUGAUGCGUCCAUGUUCGAUAUCCGUGAAGGCGAAACUGUUGCAGUGAAUUCCAUGUUCGAAUUGCAUCAGUUGCUAGCUAGGCCUGGAGGUAUAGAGAAGGUGUUGUCAUUUGUUAAGGACUUGAAACCUGAGAUUUUCACUAUCGUCGAGCAAGAAGCUAAUCACAAUGGACCGGUUUUCAUGGACCGGUUCACGGAGUCAUUGCAUUAUUACUCAACCCUUUUUGACUCGUUGGAGGGUUGCGGCGGCGGUGGUGAAUUAGGGCCGGUGAGUGACCAAGAUAAGUUGAUGUCGGAGGUGUAUCUAGGGCGGCAAAUCUGCAAUUUGGUGUCCUGUGAGGGUGUAGACCGAGUUGAGAGGCACGAGACAUUGGCUCAGUGGAGAACCCGGUUUAACUCGGCCGGUUUCGAGCCGGUUCUUUUAGGUUCUAAUGCAUUUAAACAAGCAAGUAUGUUACUAGCUUUGUUUGCUGGUGGUGGUGGAUACAGAGUGGAAGAAAAUAAUGGUUGUUUGAUGUUGGGUUGGCAUACAAGGCCCCUAAUUGCUACCUCUGCUUGGAAACUCAGUAGUUAACUCACUGAGUCGUAAGUUGGCUCGGUUCCUUUUUCUUUUUUACAAAUUUUUAGCGACUUUCUUUUAAUCUUCUCUUUUACUAGGUCUUGAGAUCUGUUUUAUUAAAUAUAUUUUGGUUUUUGGUGGAUCGAAUCUUGUAAUUUUCAUGAUGAAUCUGAACUGUUCAAUGUGUAUUUACAUAUGAAAAAAAGACUCUUGAGUGUGGAGUUUAACAAUUACAACAUCUGAUAAGUUUGAGUGACAUCUUUUCAGAUGGAGAGUGAUGAAGUAAAGUUAUACUA